Molecule: messenger RNA, 8652 nt
Organism: Arvicanthis niloticus (Nile rat)
Lineage: Eukaryota; Metazoa; Chordata; Mammalia; Rodentia; Muridae
Gene: Kif1a
Product: kinesin family member 1A
Biological process (GO): microtubule-based movement
Molecular function (GO): microtubule motor activity; microtubule binding; ATP binding
Source: RefSeq, a predicted model, not a curated record
AAGAGCAGCCAGCAAGAAGCAUCAGUUCCAGGCUCGGGGACCCUCUCCGGUACCAGUGCCCAUGCACGGCCAUCACCAGUGACGCCUGAGAGGUGAUUCUGCCCUCUCUGGGGCAACUGCAGCUGCUGAACCACCCAACUCCACAGAGAUGGCCGGGGCCUCUGUGAAGGUGGCGGUGCGCGUCCGCCCCUUCAACUCCCGGGAAAUGAGCCGAGACUCCAAGUGCAUCAUUCAGAUGUCCGGGAGCACCACCACCAUUGUCAACCCCAAACAGCCCAAGGAGACACCCAAGAGCUUCAGCUUCGAUUACUCCUACUGGUCACAUACCUCGCCCGAGGACAUCAAUUAUGCCUCUCAGAAGCAGGUCUACAGGGACAUUGGGGAAGAGAUGCUGCAGCACGCCUUUGAGGGCUACAACGUGUGCAUCUUUGCCUAUGGGCAGACGGGGGCCGGCAAGUCCUACACCAUGAUGGGGAAACAAGAGAAGGACCAGCAAGGCAUCAUCCCACAGCUUUGUGAAGACCUCUUCUCUAGAAUCAAUGACACAACCAACGACAACAUGUCCUACUCCGUGGAGGUCAGCUACAUGGAGAUUUACUGUGAGCGAGUCCGAGACCUCCUGAACCCCAAGAACAAAGGCAACCUGCGUGUGAGGGAGCACCCUCUGCUGGGGCCUUAUGUAGAAGACCUCUCCAAGCUGGCGGUAACCUCCUACAAUGACAUCCAGGACCUCAUGGACUCAGGGAACAAGGCCAGGACUGUGGCGGCCACAAACAUGAAUGAGACCAGCAGUCGUUCCCAUGCUGUCUUCAACAUCAUCUUCACCCAGAAGCGCCAUGAUGCAGAGACCAACAUCACCACAGAGAAAGUGAGCAAAAUCAGCUUGGUGGACCUGGCGGGCAGUGAACGAGCCGACUCCACAGGAGCCAAGGGCACACGACUCAAGGAGGGGGCCAACAUCAACAAGUCUUUGACCACCCUGGGAAAGGUCAUCUCUGCUCUGGCUGAAAUGGACUCUGGACCCAAUAAGAACAAGAAAAAGAAGAAGACAGAUUUCAUCCCUUACCGAGACUCCGUAUUGACAUGGCUUCUCCGGGAAAACCUGGGUGGUAACUCAAGGACAGCCAUGGUGGCAGCCCUGAGCCCUGCGGACAUCAACUAUGAUGAGACCCUCAGCACACUGAGAUAUGCAGACAGGGCCAAACAGAUCCGCUGCAAUGCCAUCAUCAAUGAAGACCCUAACAACAAGCUGAUUCGAGAACUGAAGGAUGAGGUGACCAGGCUGAGAGACCUGCUGUACGCCCAAGGUCUUGGUGAUAUCACUGACACCAACACUGUGCCCGGAGGACCCAAAUUGACCAAUGCUCUGGUGGGCAUGAGCCCCUCAUCUUCGCUCUCAGCCCUGUCCAGCCGUGCGGCCUCUGUGUCCAGUCUCCACGAGCGCAUCUUGUUUGCUCCAGGCAGUGAGGAGGCUAUUGAAAGACUAAAGGAAACAGAGAAGAUCAUUGCUGAGCUCAAUGAGACAUGGGAGGAGAAGCUGCGGCGGACAGAAGCCAUCCGGAUGGAGAGGGAAGCCUUGCUGGCUGAGAUGGGUGUAGCCAUGCGGGAAGAUGGUGGCACCUUGGGUGUGUUUUCUCCCAAAAAGACACCUCAUCUUGUCAACCUGAAUGAGGAUCCUUUGAUGUCUGAAUGUCUCCUUUACUACAUCAAAGAUGGUGUCACCAGAGUGGGCAGAGAAGAUGCAGAGAGGCGGCAAGACAUUGUCCUGAGUGGGCACUUCAUCAAGGAGGAACACUGUAUCUUCAGGAGCGACUCCCGAGGAGGGGGAGAAGCCGUGGUGACCCUGGAGCCCUGUGAAGGAGCAGACACAUAUGUCAACGGCAAGAAAGUCACUGAGCCCAGCAUCCUACGUUCAGGAAACCGCAUCAUCAUGGGAAAAAGCCACGUGUUCCGGUUUAACCACCCUGAGCAGGCCCGUCAGGAGCGUGAGCGAACACCUUGUGCAGAGACACCUGCUGAGCCAGUGGACUGGGCCUUUGCUCAGCGGGAACUGCUGGAGAAGCAGGGCAUUGACAUGAAGCAGGAGAUGGAGCAGAGGCUCCAGGAACUGGAGGACCAGUACCGGAGGGAACGGGAGGAGGCCACAUACCUGCUGGAGCAGCAGAGGCUGGACUAUGAGAGUAAGCUAGAGGCCCUACAGAAGCAGAUGGACUCCAGGUACUACCCAGAGGUGAACGAGGAGGAAGAAGAGCCAGAGGAUGAAGUCCAGUGGACAGAGCGGGAGUGUGAGCUGGCAUUGUGGGCCUUCCGGAAGUGGAAGUGGUACCAGUUUACUUCUCUACGGGACCUGCUGUGGGGCAAUGCCAUCUUCCUGAAAGAGGCCAACGCCAUCAGUGUGGAGCUAAAGAAGAAGGUCCAGUUCCAGUUCGUUCUCCUCACAGAUACCCUGUACUCCCCGCUGCCGCCAGACCUACUGCCCCCAGAAGCUGCCAAAGAUCGAGAGACGCGGCCCUUCCCCAGAACCAUCGUGGCAGUGGAGGUCCAGGACCAGAAGAAUGGGGCCACCCACUACUGGACACUAGAGAAACUCAGGCAACGCCUGGACCUGAUGCGGGAAAUGUAUGACCGGGCUGCAGAGGUUCCCUCCAGCGUCGUUGAGGACUGUGACAACGUGGUGACUGGAGGGGACCCCUUCUAUGACCGCUUCCCCUGGUUCCGGCUGGUGGGCAGUUCAGUCAUCUCUGGCUGCAACAGCUACCCUCUUCUCAACACAUGCAUGAGCGAGCGCAUGGCUGCUCUCACCCCCUCCCCCACCUUCUCAAGCCCCGACUCCGACACCACCGAGCCUGCUGAGGAGCAGAGCGUGGGGGAGGAGGAGGAGGAGGAGGAGGAGGAGGAGGAGGAGGAGGAGGAGGACCUGGAGGACGACGUCUUUCCGGAGCACACGCUGUGCGACGGCCAGGACCCGUUUUACGACCGGCCCCCCCUGUUCAGUUUAGUAGGAAGGGCCUUCGUAUACCUGAGCAACCUGCUGUAUCCUGUGCCCCUGGUGCACCGCGUGGCCAUCGUCAGCGAAAAGGGAGAAGUGAAAGGCUUCCUCCGUGUGGCGGUGCAGGCCAUCUCAGCUGACGAAGAGGCUCCAGAUUAUGGCUCAGGUGUCCGUCAGUCAGGAACUGCUAAAAUCUCCUUUGACGACCAGCAUUUUGAAAAGUUCCAGUCUGAGUCCUGCCCUGUGGUGGGGAUGUCCCGCUCGGGGACCUCCCAGGAGGAGCUGCGCAUUGUAGAAGGCCAGGGUCAGGGGGCUGAUGCUGGGCCUUCAGCUGAUGAAGUUAAUAACAAUACCUGCUCAGCUGUGCCUCCUGAAGGCCUCAUGGAAAGCCCAGAGAAGGCUGCCCUGGAUGGGCCCCUGGACACAGCCCUGGACCACCUCCGUCUAGGCAGUACCUUCACCUUCCGGGUGACAGUCCUGCAGGCAUCCAGUAUCUCUGCUGAAUAUGCUGACAUCUUCUGCCAGUUCAACUUUAUCCACCGCCAUGAUGAGGCCUUCUCCACUGAACCCCUGAAGAACACCGGCAGGGGACCCCCUCUUGGCUUCUACCAUGUUCAAAAUAUUGCAGUAGAGGUGACCAAGUCCUUCAUCGAAUACAUCAAGAGCCAGCCCAUUGUGUUCGAGGUCUUUGGGCACUACCAGCAACACCCAUUCCCACCUCUUUGCAAAGAUGUUCUCAGCCCCCUGAGGCCCUCACGUCGCCACUUCCCCAGGGUCAUGCCACUAUCCAAGCCAGUGCCUGCCACUAAGCUCAGCACGAUGACACGGCCUUCCCCAGGUCCCUGCCAUUGCAAGUAUGACCUGCUGGUCUACUUCGAGAUCUGCGAACUGGAAGCCAAUGGCGAUUACAUCCCUGCUGUGGUGGACCACCGUGGAGGCAUGCCAUGCAUGGGAACCUUCCUUCUCCACCAGGGCAUCCAGAGACGAAUAACUGUGACACUGUUGCAUGAGACAGGAAGCCACAUCCGCUGGAAGGAAGUGCGAGAGCUGGUUGUGGGUCGCAUCCGAAACACCCCAGAAACUGACGAAGCUCUGAUUGACCCCAAUAUCUUGUCCCUCAACAUCCUUUCAUCAGGAUACGUCCAUCCAGCCCAGGAUGACCGGCAGUUUCUUGAUUCGGACAUACCUAGGACCUUCUACCAGUUUGAAGCAGCCUGGGACAGUUCCAUGCAUAACUCCCUCCUGCUGAAUCGUGUCACCCCUUACCGGGAGAAAAUCUACAUGACCCUCUCUGCCUAUAUUGAGAUGGAGAACUGCACCCAGCCAGCUGUCAUCACCAAGGACUUCUGCAUGGUUUUCUACUCUCGUGACGCCAAGCUACCUGCUUCACGCUCCAUUCGCAACCUGUUUGGCAGUGGGAGCCUUCGGGCCACAGAAGGCAACCGUGUGACUGGUGUGUAUGAGCUCAGCCUUUGCCACGUGGCUGACGCAGGCAGCCCAGGGAUGCAGCGCCGGCGCCGGCGGGUGCUGGACACAUCAGUAGCCUAUGUCCGGGGUGAGGAGAACCUGGCUGGCUGGAGGCCCCGGAGUGACAGCCUGAUCCUAGACCACCAGUGGGAGUUGGAGAAACUGAGCCUCUUACAGGAGGUGGAAAAGACCAGGCACUACCUGCUCCUACGGGAGAAGCUGGAGACCACCCAGCGGCCUGGCCCUGAGGUGCUGUCCCCAGCCUCCAGUGAAGACUCUGAGUCCCGUAGCUCUUCAGGUGCCUCCUCCCCAUUGUCAGUCGAGGGUCAGCCAUCACCUCUGGAGGCUCCCAGCGAGAGGCAAAGGGAGCUGGCUGUCAAGUGCUUACGACUCCUCAUGCACACAUUCAACAGGGAGUACACCCACAGCCAUGUCUGUAUCAGCGCCAGUGAGAGCAAGCUCUCUGAGAUGUCUGUCACACUGAUGCGAGACCCAUCCAUGUCCCCUCUGGGUGCAGCUACACUCACUCCCUCCUCCACUUGUCCCUCUCUGAUCGAAGGACGCUAUGGUGCCACUGACGUGAGGACCCCCCAGCCCUGCUCCCGGCCUGCCAGCCCAGAGCCUGAGCUCCUGCCAGAACUUGACUCCAAGAAGACACCCUCCCCUGUUCGGGCAACAGAGACAGAGAAGGAGCCCCAGCGACUGCUGGUCCCUGACAUCCAAGAGAUCCGAGUCAGCCCAAUCGUCUCCAAGAAGGGGUAUUUGCACUUCCUGGAGCCACACACGGCUGGCUGGGCCAAACGCUUUGUGGUGGUGAGGCGUCCCUACGCCUACAUGUACAACAGCGACAAGGACACAGUGGAGAGAUUUGUGCUCAACCUCUCCACUGCGCAGGUGGAGUACAGCGAGGACCAGCAGGCCAUGCUCAAGACACCCAACACAUUCGCUGUGUGCACAGAGCACCGAGGCAUCCUGCUGCAGGCCAACAGCGACAAGGACAUGCACGACUGGCUGUACGCCUUCAACCCGCUCCUGGCUGGGACCAUCCGGUCCAAGCUCUCCCGAAGGAGAUCUGCGCAGAUGCGGGUCUGAUCAGAAAACCUUCUGAACUUCCAGUGGCCCAGACCAUUCCCCUGUCCUUUACCAUCUGUUCUGUCAUCUGCCACUCAGCCCUUCCCCCCACCAGGGGAUACCUGUGCUGGACCCAGCCAUCCCACCUCUGGCGGGUGGUCUAUACCACAUGACAAAUUGUGCCCCAUCCCCCUGGAGGUUGUGCGUGUUGUGAUUUCUUCCAAAAUUGCUCUGGUGGGAAGUUCGGAAUGCCAGGAAGGUCAGAGGGCCUGAGACCCAGGGUAUUGCCGCUGUUCUAAUAUUUUUUUAAGCAUAGACAGACUUAUAAUUAAUAUACGUUAGUUAGUGGCGUUGAAACAGUCCUCUGAGACAUUAACUAUAAGACUGUGUUCUGUUUAUAAGUAUUUAUUUCUAAUGCCUCCAGGUAGGGCUGUAAGGUUCAUGUGGAGCUCCCUUGCCCCAUCCCCACCCCUCCAGCCUGGCCCUGUCGGUUCCCACCUAUGUCUCCAGCCUGCUAGGGGCAGAGGGAGAGAGGGAUAUGAAUAAGCCAUGGCUCCUCACAGCCUGGCACAGGGAAGGUCCGUCCUGGCUGGGUUUGUCUGAGAUGCACCUUGCAAGGUACAUGUGUGAGAAGUUCUGCAAGUCCUGAGACUUAGGCAAUUCAGAAGGCAUUGUAUGCUACUUUUGUAGGAACAGUUCCCAAAAUAGAGCAAUAAGGGUGAGGUGGGCAGCUUCACCUCAGAGUGAGAAGGAUCAGGUGAGGUGUAUAGUCAACCCUCACUAGGCAGACUGGCUCCAGCUGAGCUGUGUCCAGGCUGUUGGGUAGGUGGCUGCGUUUACACAUGGCUGUGGGUGGCAGAGACCAUGGGUGUUCAGAGUUGGGUCUCUGACUGAAGCCUUGAGUGUUGAUGAGCAGAGGGAUGGAUAUGUAGCUCUGGGAAGGUUCUGUGAUCAGCGAUUCCUUACAGUCUACCCAGGGGUGGCACUCAGCAGGAGAGCUGAAUGAGUGAUGUAUGUCCGUCAAGCAGAUGAGGGUGACCUCGUGGUGGUCUUGGUAAAGGGACUCUUCUGCACCUGGGGGAUUUUCAUACCACAGGACCAUUUGGAAAGCCAGAAACCAAACCUCAAGUCCCCAGGGCCCGUCAAGAGCAAUUAUUCAACACCCAACUAUUCCAGGGAUCUCCCUCCACUUUGGUCAGCCACCCCCCACCACCACCACCAAGAUCAGCUGAUGGGUCUAAGCUCCCCAUCACCUCAGGCUGUCUCCACAUGGCACCGACACAAUCUGGAUACUCUCGAGACCAAUGUUCACAGCAUCUCUGCUGUCUGGAAGGUCAUAGAAGGUUCUGGCUUCAAGGUCCCUUGGAAUAGUUACCAAAGGUCCUGCCCUUCAUCCAGGCAUCACGAUUCAGAGCAGUGGCAGGGCUCAUGCUGGAAGUAGUGUGUGCACCUGCCAACCAGUGUGAGCCCAGCGGAAACUGAGAAUUUACCCAUCACUGGGGUCAGGUGCCAUAUGGGUGGCCACCCUCAUGCCUGGCCACCCACAUUCCCAGGGUUGAGGUACUGGUCAUUAGCAUCAAGUGUCAGGAAACCCUCUCCAUGAAGUGUAGAAUAAGACUUAUUUCCAAGAAUCCAAAUCAAGGUGACCAUCCCAGAACAAGAUUAAACCCUAACUAGAAACCAGGUGACCUGAGCUGUCUGCAGUGGGCCGUGCAGGUAGGAGGCUGAGAUACAAAGUGGAGAGAAGACAACUGUGUUCAUAAGCUCGUUCUGGUACUCAUGACCAGGAGGGAAGGAGUGAGGUUGCUUCAAAUUCUUGGUUCCCAAGGGCCACACAGCCCCCAGCAGGCAGAGAGGCAGUCAGGCCUGCCAUGCUCGCUCAGGUCAGCCAACCUGAAGCUGAGGCCUUGGAAGAGUGUGGCUCCACCCAGCAGGUGGGUGUCUGAGGCCAGCCAACCUACAGAGCACCUGUGCCUGGGUCGGGUUGUAGAAAGGUUGGGAGCUCUAGUGCCCACCCCACCCCCAUUCAGGGGCCAUUCCAUAUUGGCCCAAUGCUGUCCUGGCAUUGUCUAGGAACCAAGAUGGGCUCUCUGCUUUUGUGGGAGGUCCUGAGUCAGAACCUAGUAACCAGAACUGAUGGGCCAAGAAAUCCAUACACAGCUCAGGAAACCUGAUUUCUUCAUGCCCUCCUUGCCCAAAAUUACCUGCGUUAUCACGUCAGCUGAAGGUCAUUUGUCUAAUGGCUGUGAUGUGGAGGGAUGGCAUGAGGACUAGGGAUAGGCUCAUGUCAUCAGGAAGAAGUUUUUCUAGCUGAGGCAUCUGUUUUCUGCUUGGUGCAGAGAGUAAGAUAGAUCUGAAAAACCACCUCCACAGACAGUUUGGGUUUGAUACUUGAUGUUGCCAAGGCUGUGACCUCAACUUAGUUUGGGAUAAUAAUAAUCUUUCCUGGAGAGGGUGGGCUGUUUCUGCCUCCUGGGGGAGUGCUAUGUUGGGAUCCUGUGAGACCCUGCCUGGAUAACACUUCUAAUGUUUCUUGCUCCAAGCAACCAUGCCAACACCUUAUUACACACACACACACACACACACACACACACACACACACACACACACACACACAAAGAGAGAGAGAGAGAGAGACAGAGAGAGAGAGAGAGAGAGAGAGAGAGAGAGAGAGAGAGCACUGUACUAAAUGACCCUCCUCCUCUAUCCUGGAGACCCCUAGCUAUCUUGGGAUUACUGAUGUUACAGAUGUGAACAAGACUAAGAUGCUGGUUUCCUGCUCCACCCAGCAUGGGAACCUCAAAAGACACAUUCCUUUACCCCUGGGACUGGAGCCAUGCAGUCCCCCAGGAUGGACAGAUAUGACUGACCCGAGUCUCUCUCUGAGCCUGGACCUCCUGUAGUUUGUCUAUACUGAGGGGCCCCUGCAACUCAGAGGCGGUUUCCCUGACCUGUACAUAUGUGGUUGCUAUGGGCACCCCUGGCCCCUCUGUCAUAACCACCUGAUGUAAUGACUAGUAUCCUGCUGUUUACACCUGAGUGUUAGCUGUAGGCUCUUGUACUGUUUGUGUGCACUUAGGGCUCUGUCCAAUUAAGAAAUAAAUGUGGCGCUCACGCAACACGCA